UCUAACAAGUGAAUUUGACAAGAGCAUCUUUUGCAUAUUUAUAAAUAGACAUAGUGAAAAAAACGUGAUCGCGGUCACAAUACUCGCGAAUACGUUUCUAAGUUCGUUUUCACUUGCAAAUAUUUCGGUCAUCGUGUGUGCAUGAAAAAUUAUCUGGCAACGCUGUCGAUGGACGGCAACGACAACGGUAUCCUCCCCCACAACGAGGAAAGCAACAAAAUCAAAUCUGAAGACUAUAUAGAGGUGCCUAAUAUCCUUGAAUUAAGUAGACCUGAAAAAUGGACAUAUACAAUGAGAAGGCAUAUGCAGGAGGUGGUACCUGGUGUAUUUCUUGGCCCAUAUAGUGCUGCUAGUCGUUCAAAUUUACAAACUUUAUUAGACCAUGGAAUAACACAUAUAAUUUGCAUCAGACAAGCUAUUGAGGCAAAUUUUAUAAGGCCUAACUUUCCCCAUAGGUUCAAAUAUCUAGUCUUGGACAUUGCCGAUACGAUGACGGAAAAUAUUAUUCAACAUUUUAAGAAGGUAAAAGUGUUCAUUGACGAAAGUUUGAGUUUAAAUGGACGAGUUUUAGUUCACGGAAAUGCUGGCAUAUCGAGAUCCGCCGCGUUGGUUUUAGCAUACAUUAUGGAAACAUAUGAGCUUUCACAAGAGCAAGCAUACAUGCUAGUGCAGCAGCGAAGAUCUUGUAUAAGCCCAAAUGAGGGCUUUAUAAUACAACUAAGAGAGUACGAACCUAUCUAUAAAGCUGAAAAGAUGUUGAAAAAUAGUCAACAAAAUUUGGAAAGUCAAUGUAGCAAACGAACGAUUCAUCAAAUUGAUCUGGAUAAUCAACAAGACAAGAUUGAAGAUAUGACUAAUAGUUGAUAAUAAUUUAGAACUGAGAUUAAAAAAAAAAAAAAAAAAAAGGAAUAGGAGAACAAA
This is a messenger RNA of Cataglyphis hispanica, 921 nucleotides long. RefSeq names its product serine/threonine/tyrosine-interacting protein-like. Bases 142 to 864 code for a protein of 240 amino acids. Gene Ontology annotation, biological process: negative regulation of SCF-dependent proteasomal ubiquitin-dependent catabolic process; regulation of ERK1 and ERK2 cascade; protein dephosphorylation. The record is from RefSeq and is a predicted model, not a curated record. The transcript is spliced from 5 exons. Gene Ontology annotation, cellular component: nucleoplasm; cytoplasm. NCBI's taxonomy places the organism in Eukaryota, Metazoa, Arthropoda, Insecta, Hymenoptera, Formicidae. Gene Ontology annotation, molecular function: F-box domain binding; protein tyrosine/serine/threonine phosphatase activity.